UUCUUUCCCCAAGGGUAUCUUCAGAUAUCUUGUUAUAUAUACACGUAUUCAGCGAAUGGUAUUGGACUGCCAUCGUUUUUUGCAGCUCCAACAGUCACGUUUAUGUGAAUUCUGCUUACCGGUAUAGACCGUUUAACUUCAUAUCAUAAAAUUUAAUUAUUUCUUUGUCAAGAAUCUAAUUUUGUACAACAGAAAAUACGUAAUCAUGGGCGUGGAUGUGGAAGUUCUUUCUCCUGGGGAUGGUCAGACUUAUCCGAAAACCGGACAAACCGUAGUCGUUCAUUAUACAGGUACUCUUCACAAUGGGAAAAAAUUUGACUCCAGCAGGGACCGUGGAGUGCCAUUUAAGUUCAAAAUAGGUAAAGGAGAAGUUAUUAAAGGUUGGGACCAAGGAGUUGCUCAAAUGUGUGUUGGAGAGCGUGCUAGGUUAACUUGUUCACCAGAUUUUGCCUAUGGUAGUCGAGGUCAUCCUGGAGUUAUUCCUCCAAAUGCAGUUCUUGUCUUUGAUGUGGAAUUAUUGAAGGUGGAGCCUUGAAGAGUUUUUCAGGAUAUACCAAAUUGAUUACACACAUCAGAAUCACUGAUAACUAAACGCUUUAAAUUACAUUAUGUUAAGUAGUUAUUGCAUGAGUGGUAUGUCACAUACUUAAUUUGAUUGCUCAUAACAACAAAAACUUUCAACCAUUCAUUCUGUGUUCCACUAUUGCACAAGUAUACAAUACUACAAAUUACAGUUGUAUGUACAGAAAUGUCCAAUAACUAAUUAAGAUGUGUGGAAUGUUAGGAUACUUUUUACACAUUUUUAUGUCGUAAAUUAAUCAUUAUACAAUCUGUUUUGAGUCUGCUCUAUUGCAUUUCUAUUAUGAGUAAUUAAAUUAAAAUAAAUUUUGAAAUACUCGACAUAUAAUUCGAUAUCUGUGUUCAUUCCAAUUACUUAAUACUUGAUAACAAUCGCCUGGAUAUUUUGUACAAAAUCUUUCGAUAAUACAAAAAGGAAUGACUGUACUAAUAAUGUAAUUGUAUGGAUCUUUACAUGGAAAAAUUCAAUAAAAGCAUUGUUUUGUCUCCAAAUAUAAA
Messenger RNA from Osmia bicornis bicornis, 1077 nucleotides. It is a transcript of the gene Fkbp12, whose product is annotated as peptidyl-prolyl cis-trans isomerase Fkbp12. The coding region runs from base 206 to 535 and encodes 109 amino acids. The record is from RefSeq and is a predicted model, not a curated record. Lineage: Eukaryota; Metazoa; Arthropoda; Insecta; Hymenoptera; Megachilidae. The transcript is spliced from 4 exons. Gene Ontology annotation, molecular function: peptidyl-prolyl cis-trans isomerase activity.